Megalops cyprinoides (Indo-Pacific tarpon) is the source of this 3563-nucleotide messenger RNA. It is a transcript of the gene gpr107, whose product is annotated as G protein-coupled receptor 107. Gene Ontology annotation, cellular component: clathrin-coated vesicle; membrane; Golgi apparatus. The transcript has 18 exons. Gene Ontology annotation, biological process: clathrin-dependent endocytosis. NCBI's taxonomy places the organism in Eukaryota, Metazoa, Chordata, Actinopteri, Elopiformes, Megalopidae. The record is from RefSeq and is a predicted model, not a curated record. Bases 26 to 1678 code for a protein of 550 amino acids. Gene Ontology annotation, molecular function: clathrin heavy chain binding.
GUCGGGUUGAUGAUGCCGUUUAAAAAUGGCGUCCGACAAAAGAUAUGUGUUUACGGGUGUUUUUGUGUUUUUAAUAUUAUUUACAGAAAGCCACUGUAGGUUACACCAUCUAAUACUUAAGGACGAUGUCAGGCAAAAGGUGCACUUAAACACCUUCGGUUUCUACAAAGAUGGUUACAUGACGGUUAAUAUGAGUCGCCUUUCCCUGAAUGGAGAUGGCCUAGACAAGAUUGAUAGCUCCACGAUUGGAUUCAGCCUGGAUAGAACAAGCAGCAAUGGAUUCUCAACAUACCUGGAAGAAGAUAUUGACUACUGCAUUCUGAAGAAGCUCCCCAGCAGUGAUGUGGCUGUGGCCUUGCUGCUGAUGGACUUUGAAAAGAACGUAGUGAGGAUGAAGACCUCGACAGAGGAUAACGUCUUUCCAAACAUCCUGUCUGGACUGUCAAAGACACCCCCAUCCCAUCCCAAUACAGUAGAGGAAGUGAAGGUACUCAAGGGAAAUGAUGAGACCAAACCCAAUCCUCAGCCUACGGUCAAAGCUGAUGCAGGUCCAAGUAAAACCAAACGGGACACCUCUGAGGUGAAUAAGUCUGAAGUGUCCUAUCCCCUUCAGAACAAAGAUGGGGUCUACUCCUUCCAGUUUCACUUUAAUGUCAGCACUGACGACCAGCAGGGCCUGUACAACCUCUACUUCCACAACUGCUACAGCAAGGAGGCCCAGUCUGGCAGGAUGCUCCGCUUCAGCAUUGAUAUCAACAUCGAGGAGAAGAAUCCCAACAGCUACCUCUCCGCCGGCGAGAUCCCUUUGCCCAAGCUCUACAUCUUCAUGUCCAGCUUCUUCUUCCUCAUUGGUGUGCUCUGGGUGCACGUCCUCCGAACGCAUAGAGCUGACGUCUACAAGAUCCACUGGCUCAUGACGGCGCUGCCGUUCACAAAGUCCCUGUCCCUGGUGUUUCACGCGAUUGAUUACUACUACAUUUCAAACCAGGGUUUCCCCAUUGAAGGAUGGGCGGUGGUCUAUUACAUCACUCACCUGCUAAAGGGGGCGCUUCUGUUCAUUACCAUUGCCCUGAUUGGGACAGGUUGGGCCUUCGUGAAGCAUAUCCUGUCUGACAAAGACAAGAAGAUCUUCAUGAUCGUCAUCCCCCUGCAGGUCCUUGCCAAUGUUGCCUACAUCAUCAUUGAAUCGACAGAGGAGGGCACCACUGAGUACGGGCUGUGGAAGGAGAUUCUCUUCCUGGUGGAUCUGCUGUGCUGUGGAGCCAUUCUGUUCCCUGUGGUCUGGUCCAUUAGACAUCUACAGGAGGCUUCGGCUACAGACGGAAAAGCUGCCAUCAAUCUGGCCCAGCUGAAGCUCUUCAGACAUUACUACGUCAUGAUUGUCUGCUAUAUAUACUUCACGCGCAUCAUCGCCAUUCUCAUCAAGGUCAUUGUCCCGUUCCAGUGGAAGUGGCUCUACCAGCUCCUGGAUGAGCUCGCCACCCUCACCUUCUUCGUCCUGACGGGACACAAGUUCCGCCCCGCCUCCUACAACCCUUACCUGUUGCUGUCCGUGGAGGAUGACGAGGACCUCGAGAUGGAGGACGUGGUCACAACGUCCGUGGGUGUGUCAGAGGGUGUGAAGAAGGUGAAGAAGGUAUCAAACGGACCCUCAGAGGAGAGAGAGACCAUGGCAUGAUGGAAGUUUGUUUCUAGCUUUGGCGGGGGGGCUCUGUGGACCUCCAGACCGUGGAUGUAGCUGCUGCUCUUUUCAGACUAGACUGAACCUUUUCCAUCUGCCUUGGCACAGCGCAGAUCCCAGCUCAGUGCUAAACGGACGACCUCCCCGCUCCACGCCGCACCGCGCCAUGCCAUGCUGCCCAGAACAACCUCCUGCAGGCCUCUGUACACCUGUAUAUCUGCAUAUAUAUAAUAUAUAAACCAGGACUCCGGCUCAAAAUGGGACCUUUCACGAUGUCCUUCAUCAGUGGAAUUCGGAUUUUGUCUGUUUCCCCUUGGUCCUGAGUUUUUGUUUUUUUUCCCUUCCAUACAUUCAGUCCACAUACUUGUUUCUGUAGAGGAAUGAUGCUUGAUGUUUGCUGUUGUCAUACUGAUAUUAUGUAGCUGUCUUUGGUUGUUUAUUUUACCUCAUUUAAAUGCAUUUCCUCUUGCAUUCUUUCCAGCAGCCCCCCCCUGCUCCCAUCAUGUACCUUUUUGCUUGCCAGGUACACUUCAUUGAGCAAUCCUAGGAAAGCAGGCAGUGAGAAAAGAUAAAAUUGUUUCACUGCAACCUAUCACUUUUUUUUCUGACUGAAACCAUUACAAACUUUGUACAAAGAACUCGAAACCUGGCUCUGGCAACAACAGCACUGGAAAUAUAGGCUUACUAACUUUUUGUUUUUGUUUAACUUUAUUUAUCUGAGAACUGCUGUCAGCAUGACUUUAACGAAAAGGCGAAGCUUUUGUUUUCAGUUGCGACAUUGGCAGAGAGAGCGUCUGUGGUCCUUGACGUCAAAGGUGACGCUGGGAAGACAGGGACGCUUGCAGUUGUUGGUGGGAUCAGCAGCAGCUGAAACCAGGAAGCUGAAUACUGGAAGUGGAUGCAGCAGUUUCAAUGUCAAUUUUCAGGGAUCUGACGAUCUGCACUCACAUUGAAGUUAUGUUGGUACUAAUGACCAUGCUUUACGAGAGUUUGAUUGUAAUGUGAAUAUUAUUAGCUUAUUUUAGAAGGAGACUGUCAAUGAGCUUGAGUAAUUUCAGUAUUAUAACAUUCUUAGUUUUAUUUCCUUAUCAGUUGAACGUGACAUGAAUGUGAAGAGCUGUCGGCUGAGUGGCUAAAUAAGUGAUUAAAUGUACUGCCAGCUUUACUUCUGUAUAUAAGGGGUACUAAUGAACUGCUUUCCCUCAUGGCAGAAACAUGUAAAAAUGAUUCUGUGCAUGCGUACAGCAAAAGUACAAGACAAAAAUAACGUCUGUCUGUCCAAAAUGAGAACAUAACGAAGUUCUGCCUGUGUCUAGGGUGGAAUUUCCUGUGUUGGGUAUCAUAGAUGUAAAUUUGUUUUUUUUCUCUCCACUUAACACUUCAUUUUGCAUUUUUUAUUCUUAUUUUAGGUUUGUAUUUGUAAAUAACAAGAAGCUUUUGUUUGUUCUGCAAAAACGAACAGUAAGAGGUCAAAUGUGUGAAGUAAGAGACAGACUGUAAUCUUGUGAAUGUCCAGAAUUCAUAAAGAAUCUCUUUGGAUCCACCAUAUUGGAAGUGAAUGCUUUGUGAAACAAUCAGGUGUGUAUGUCUGUCUGUGUGUCUGUGUCUGUGUCUGAGUGAGAGAGAGAUUGAUUGGGGGGGGCAUGUCUUGUAUUGUAUCAGAUGCCAUAUGUGCGGAAGUACCACAGGCAGGUUUUUAAUCAGAGAUCCAGAUUUUAUGAGGUAUGCCAUUGGACCUUCCCAAUGUAGAGUGGGUUUUUGGUAGUUGAAUUUUUUCCCCCUCUGUCCAUACCUUUGAAAAGACUCUUCAUCGCAUCCUCAGUCUUAAAAACAUGCCAUCUUUGCCCAUCUAAUUACCAUUAUUUCUACACAAGAUUACAUA